This is a messenger RNA of Numida meleagris (helmeted guineafowl), 3775 nucleotides long. Its product is annotated as OX-2 membrane glycoprotein-like. Gene Ontology annotation, biological process: regulation of immune response; negative regulation of macrophage activation. Gene Ontology annotation, molecular function: cell-cell adhesion mediator activity. Bases 799 to 1563 code for a protein of 254 amino acids. The record is from RefSeq and is a predicted model, not a curated record. NCBI's taxonomy places the organism in Eukaryota, Metazoa, Chordata, Aves, Galliformes, Numididae. The transcript has 7 exons.
AAGCAACAGAAGGAGCAGCAAAGCAGCAAACAGCAGACACAGACGGUGACAAGGGAUGCUGUUUCUAACUAAUCAAAUUGAGAAAUGAGCUGUUUUGGUCAGGGCUGGGACAGCGCUCUGCUGGGGGAAAAUGCUCCGGUCUAACAGCAGGAGGCCGCCAGCUAGAGUGCGGUGUUCGUGCCGCUCCUGUUAACCGACAGGGUGGAAACAGCGAUCACAAAAGCCCAUUUCCAAUGAUAUAGAGACAUCCAGAUGUGAGCUUCUAAUCACCAACAAGGAAGGACCCAGAAGACCUUGGGCAUCUGUCUUGAAAUCACACGCAGAAAGCAAGCUUUGAGCAAAAAGCGACUUUCACAGCUGCGCGGUUUGCGGGGCGUAGCCGGGUAGGGAGCUCCUUUCCGCCGCCCGUCGCGCUGGGCUGUGCAGUGCAGCGGGGCCAGCGCGCUCCCUGCCCGCGAGUGCUCUCGACCUUUCUACACAAUGAGAUGCAGUGAAUCUUUUACCUGCUCAUGUUGAUCUCUGAGCUGCAAGCACCAGGCUUUCAAAAGCAUGUCCACAUUAAACCUUUUGUUUUCCGUGUGCCAGUUCAUCCAUGAGCAAAUGCUAAAUGAAAGAAUAAACUGCUGCUUGCAAUUCUCUCCAUAAAUGUGAACCUUUGAAGAACAAUCCAGAAAGUUAACAACCUUAUAGCUUUCACCUGGCAAUUUUUUGCACCUUGACCUUAACUAUAUUUCAGUUGCGCUACAGGACCUGGAAAACUUAUCAUCUACCCCAGUGAAGCAGAUACUCUCUUCCAAAAUGACUUUCCAAGCCCUGGUUUUGAGUCUGGUUUGUGUUGUGCUUGGAAAGGCGAAAGUGGAUACGCAGCCUGAGCAAAGAACGGUGAAGGUGGGUGACAGCGUGACUCUCAGCUGUUCCCUGACAGAGCCCAAGGACGUCCUGCAAGUGACAUGGCAGAAAGACUCUGUAAAAUCACAAAAUAACAUAGCUACCUACAGCAAGUCAGUAGGAUUAAAGAUUCAGAAGCCCUACCAAGACCGGAUGAAUUUCACCAGCCUGAUGCUCAACAACACAAGCAUCACUUUCUGGAGCGUGAGAAUAAAUGACACAGGGUGUUACUUAUGCUUGUUCAACACCUUCCCUUUCGGCUCCUUUUCGGGACGUUCUUGCCUAGUAGUCUACGGUCUCAACGCAUCUAUCCACUACAACAUUUCGGAAGGUCAUCUGAUAGCCACCUGUAGGGCUGUUGGCUUCCCAGAGCCCACCAUCAGCUGGAACAACGUAUUCAAUUAUACUCCUACACAGGAGAAGUUCACAUACGAUAAUGGGGUCGUGUCCAUCACCAGUCAACUGAAGGUCUAUGACUCUCACAAUAUCAGCAAGGAGGACUUGACCUGCAGAGUAAGCAACGGGAGUGAAGAAAUGGAAUUGCCCAUAAGUAUGAAAAAAAAAGAGGGAUUCAGGAUCUUGGGGUUGGCUAUUGCUGUGACUAUUUUACUUGUCAUCUUGGUCCUGGUUCUGAUUGCACUGCGUUGGAGGAAGAAGAUAUGUAAGAGGAGUUGAAGUGAUUGCAGAGGAUUUCCAUUCAUCUCCUGGAUCAUUACAGCCUAGCAUCCUGAAGUCAACACUAAAAGCAGAGACUUGCCUGACUGGAAAGUAGCAUCAGAACCAAUGUGCUGAGCUCUCUACACACCAUUUUUGUUGCUGAAAGACUACCAUGAUGUUUGAUCUAAACACUACAUCACAAGGAGAAGGACCAGAGGGAAUGCUCAACCCACUCUUCUGCUGCCAGGAAAUGUCUGCUCUGCUCGUGCCGCUCCUGGUACUGCUAGUCUGCAAAUGUAUUUGCCUUCUUCCCAUGGAAGCUGUGAGCAAUCUGGGGAUCCUCUUCCAGUGCAUAACUGCUCUCAGUAAAGAGCUGGGGGGAUUAUUUUACUAAUAGCUUUCUGCAGUGUCACAUUUUGCAGCCCAGCAUUCAUCAUUUUCUUCCUGUCAUCACCUUUUCUUCUUGUCCAGCUAAUGCAACUCUUUUUCCUCACUGUAUGUUUCAACAGCUGUAUUGCUGAGCUACCUCUAGAGAGAUCUGCCGCUGGAGGUCUCAAACCACACCAAAUCUGCCAAAAUUAUUGGUAGAAGGUCAGUAGGUUCCCAGGCAGGUGACAGAUGAGAGGCAGUAGCAGCCGUAGUUGGAAAAUAAGUGUUUUCAGUUAUUUAUUUUAGAUGACUUUCUUUUGAAUCCUGUUUUGGUUUGCUUGUUUGUUAGUUAUUUUAUUAUUUAAUAUGUAAAUGAGGAGAAGAUUGAAACAAAGCUGAGUAGUGGAAUUAUUGUCAUACCCUCCUUUCUGUCUGCUUUGCUGUCUUUCUCUCUCUGCCCUUCUGAUACAGUGCUGUUAAUACCCCAGCCUCUUCUUUGCUUAGUUGUCAAAAAGCAUGGGCUGGCCUUCUUGAUAGUCCUCAUGGUCAUCUGAUACACUGCUCCAUCUCCUGUCUCCAUCUCUUCUUGUUGCUUGUAUUUCAGCAAAGACAAAUUGCUUGGUUGGCCAAAGGCAAUUAUUCCACAGUUAGACUUUGUCACGUGGAAUGUUACACCCUGAGCUAACCGCCCUACGUCAGCUCUGUGUAUUUAACGGUGACAGUGGAAAGUUUUACAGAAGCUGAAUUUUCUGCUUUGCCAUGGUUUUGAUGGCAGAGGAAAGCAUUGUGUUCCUCUUACAAACUGACACCUGACUACUUCUGCCGCAGGUAAGACUGGAGCACAUACCUCUGGCUGUGCCAACUUCAUGGACCAUUUCACUGACAGAGUGGAUGGAUGCAGGGGUGCCCGGGUCCUCUGUUAAUUUCUGUUCUACUGAGGAGUGCUGAUGUUUAAGAUCUCGCUCAGUCUUUGUUCUGUCUUAAUAUUUGUCAGCUCCUCAGGAUCACCACCAGUCUUUUGGGUUUAAAUAGCAUUUGUCUGUGCGUCUGAGCUACUCCAUCUCAUUAAACAUGUAGUGUUUAGGACUGUGCUUCCUCACAGAUGUGUGGAAGAUGUGCACACAGAUGUGUGCGCACAAACCAGCUAAAAAGUCAAUUGAGAAGUUUAGCAGGACCUAAACUGCCAGUUUCAGAACAGUUAUUUGUUCUGUAGAAGUCCAGCCAGAGUAAUGACUUACAGAGUGGCUGCCUCUCUAGGGCCAGUAAUUGCAUGUGCUUAUGUCUGUGUGUAUCAUUGACCACAUGAGGGCUGAUGUUUGCUGUGCAGGUGCAGUAUGAGUUAUUUAUCUGUAUAAAUAACUCCAAUAAGUAAAUUUACUUUUUUUGGUAAAAAUAUUUGAUCCAGUUCAAUCACCAGCUGGUCCAUAAUUUUCUGCUUAUAGAUUUGCAAUACCAGAAAUGCUUUGUUCUAAAUUGGAAUUUUUUUUAAUAGUUUAAAUUUGUACUUUCCUUACUUUCUAUACAGAAAGUGGGAUUACAGGACAAUUUUAAGGUUGUUUUUCAAUUAUUUUUUUCAAGUAAAGUAAGUUUUGAGAUGAAUUUACAUAAGUAUUUUUGAUCUCAGCACCUGCAAUUUACUUCAGAUUUGAAAAUAGCACCUGCAAUUUACUUCAGAUUUGAGAAUAGCUGUAAGCAAUCAUCUGAUUUUUUUAAAUACAUAUUUUAGUGGUGUUAUGUGUCUCAUGUUUAUUGCUGAAUUAUUAUCUAUUUAAAAUUGCUUUCUUUACUGAUGUACUGACUGCCCUGUUUUGUGUAUUUGCCUUUACCAAAGAGAAGUGUAAUAAAGAAACUUUGAAAGUGA